AUUUCUAUUUUAAUGCCGCUGUUUUGUGUCUGGGGUAUGUCUCAGACACCGGGCAACGUGUUCAGUCACUCGUGGACCUCGAGGGGCCUCUAAUAACCUCGAUACAAACGUGAUUUAACCGUCGUCGUAAAAGGAAAUAUCGUACAACGUGUCAUAACUUACCCUCAUUCGAUUUCCGCUUUUUCUCUCCAUUUGUCGUGACCUUGAACUCGUUCUGGAGCCCUCGAAAGUCCGAACGAGUCAAGUAUCCUCACAUGUACACCUGAGAUCAUCCGGAAGAGUGAAAAUAUGUUAGAUUCGAGGGAAAGGGUUCUUACUGUGCUGGCUGCAGUUGGAACUGUAGUUGCAGUCGGAGUAGCUGUUCAAUACUUUCUAACAUGGAAGAAGAACAAGAGAAGGAAGUCACCAGUUCUACUAGAGAACCCAUUAGCUAAAUACAAUCUCCCUCUGAUCGAGAAAGAAGUCAUCAGUCAUGACACUAGGAGGUUCAGGCUGGGCUUGCCAACGGCGGAGCAUGUGCUUGGGCUCCCAACAGGUCAACACAUUCAUCUCACUGCUGAUAUUAAUGGGGAGCUUGUCAUCAGGGCUUACACACCAGUCAGCAGUGACGAUGAUCAUGGUUUCGUUGACCUAGUUGUCAAGGUCUAUUUCAAAAAUGUUCACCCGAAAUUCCCAGAAGGUGGUAAACUAUCGCAGCACCUUGAAUCUAUGAAGAUUGGAGACACCAUUGCAGUUAAAGGACCUUCAGGUCGCUUGGUUUAUAAAGGCAGGGGAUGUUUCAGCAUACGGAUGUUGAGAAAGGAACCUCCCGUUGAGCAUCACGUUAAAAAAGCUGUUAUGAUAGCUGGAGGAACCGGUAUAACCCCGAUGCUCCAACUCAUCCGUCAGAUCACUAAAGAUCCAGAGGAUUACACUCAAGUGUCCCUUCUCUUCGCCAAUCAAACCGAAAAGGAUAUUCUUCUCCGAGAGGAGUUAGAAGAACUUGCGAAAAAGCAUGCAGACCAGUUUAAAUUGUGGUUUACUCUAGACACGAGUGGAGAAGGCUGGAAAUACUCAACUGGACAUGUGAAUGCAGACAUGAUUAAGGAACACAUGUUCCCACCCGCGCCUGAUACGAUUGUUCUCAUGUGUGGACCACCCCCCAUGAUCAACUUCGCCUGCACACCGAAUCUGGAUAAAUUAGGAUACGACACGAAACUCAGAUUCGCUUAUUAGUCCUCAAUAUUCGAGGCAUUUGCAGUCAUUGUUGACACAUUGACAUGUUUUUUUAACUUCUGAAUUAAAAAUACCUCCACAUUUUACUUUAACAAAUGGUUUUUUUUUUAUUUAUACUUUCGACGCUUUCCAGGAUCCAUUGGAAAAUCAACGUCUCUUUUGUCUCUUUAUCUCUGAUGAAAUUAAUUUUUCCACAGUCCAAUAAUGUAGUUUAAAGACAAGGUCUGAAAUUAUCUUGUAAAUAAAUAGACAAUAACGUACUA
This is a messenger RNA of Diachasmimorpha longicaudata, 1478 nucleotides long. RefSeq names its product NADH-cytochrome b5 reductase 3. The transcript is spliced from 4 exons. Lineage: Eukaryota; Metazoa; Arthropoda; Insecta; Hymenoptera; Braconidae. Gene Ontology annotation, molecular function: FAD binding; oxidoreductase activity. The coding region runs from base 289 to 1215 and encodes 308 amino acids. The record is from RefSeq and is a predicted model, not a curated record.